Bipolaris zeicola 26-R-13 is the source of this 1737-nucleotide messenger RNA. RefSeq lists its product as uncharacterized. The coding region runs from base 1 to 1737 and encodes 578 amino acids. The transcript is spliced from 4 exons. Gene Ontology annotation, molecular function: monooxygenase activity; oxidoreductase activity, acting on paired donors, with incorporation or reduction of molecular oxygen; iron ion binding. NCBI's taxonomy places the organism in Eukaryota, Fungi, Ascomycota, Dothideomycetes, Pleosporales, Pleosporaceae. The record is from RefSeq and is a predicted model, not a curated record.
AUGCUGCUUACUAUCAUCGUCGGAUUGAUAGGCGUAGUGCUGCUGUACUUGGGCCCCAAGCUAAGAAGAUUUAGUAACAACUACCAAGUAGCCCGUGCUACUGGGUUGCCCGUGAUUCUAUGCCCUUACAAUCCAGAUAGUACAAUAUGGGCCUUUCUCUGUGUCCCCCUCCGCCCUGUGCUUCUUCGCAUCCUCCCCGCUGCUCUAUUCGCCACUGUCGAACUGAGUAUCUGGUGUUGGGAAUUUCGUGACAAGUAUGCUAUUCACGAAAGGCUUGGGCCUGUCUUUAUCUAUGUCACCAUGGGAAACAACCGUCUCAUCUGUGCCGACCCGACAAUGGCUACCGACAUCUUGUCUAAUAGGCGAGACUUUACUCACCCGGACAUUACCAUAACAUCCAUGGGUGUUCUGGGAGCCAACAUCAUGACGGCAAGUGACUCGUGGUCGCGCCACCGUCGUAUUGUCGCUCCUGCUCUCAAUGAACGCAUCAGCCCACACGUAUGGACAGAGGCCGCAGAACAAGCAUCAUCCCUUUCCGACGUUUUGUUAUUAUCAAACUCGACUCCUACUGCCCAAGAAUCCGCCAACACGCUUCACAGCCUUCACAAAGUCGCUUUGAACGUCUUGGUCCGGAUUGCCUAUGGUCGCAGGCAGCCUUUUUCUCUGUCUCCGCCGCCAUCUAGUACUGAAUCAUCUGCGCAAACCAGAUAUAUUGACGCAAUUGUAACCGUCGUUGAACUUCUUGCUGCAGCUGCAUUCAUUCCGCGCACCUGGCUAACGCUACCUUUCAUGCCACAGGCACUGAAACGACUAGGUACCGCAAUGAACGAGAUGCCAGAUCUAGUGAAGAGUGUGCUUGAUCGAGAACGUCAAGAACAUCUUCUUGCACAUUCGAAUGUCACAGAAGCGACAGAGAAUUCAAAAAAGAGUUCAACUACCAUCAUGACCACGCUUGUUCGCAUAUCGGAUCAGGAGAAGGAGCAAAACAAAACUUUAGCUUCAUCCAAAACUAUUACCACAUAUCUCACAGAGGAGGAAAUCGCUGGAAAUCUUUUCGUCUUCACUGCCGCUGGUUAUGAAACGACUGCAAACACAAUGGGCUACGCCGCUACUCUUCUCGCCGUUUAUCCAGAAUGGCAGGCAUGGAUACAGGCCGAGAUCGAUGCUGUUUUCGAAACACAAAGCCCAUCACAGACAGACUAUUCGACGGUUUAUCCUAAGCUAGUGCGGUGUUUAGCCGUCAUGUUUGAAGCGGCGCGCCUCUUCCCACCUGUAACACUCAUGUUGCGGGACGCGAUAACAAGCCAGACGCUAAAACUUGGCGACCGCACCUUCUCACUUGCAGGCCCAUUCGGCGCAUACAUCAACACAAUAGCCUUACACACUCUACCUUCUACAUGGGGACCCGACUCCCUCGAAUUCAAGCCUAGUCGCUGGCUGGACCCCAAUUCGCCAGAGCCCGUCCUGAUCACACCACCACACGGCACAUAUAUGCCGUGGUCUGUUGGUCCCCGCUCAUGCCCUGGAAUGAAGAUAUCCCAGGUGGAGUUUGUAUCUGUCAUGGCGACACUGUUUCGCAGAUGCAACGCUCGACCUGCACGCAAAGAAGGCGAGAGUGAAGAGCAGGCGAAACAACGGUUGCGGGAUCUAAUGGAGGAUAGCCAGAACGUGUUGACGCUGAGGAUGACGAGACAAGAUGAGGUGGGAAUUGAGUGGGUUGAACGAAAGACUGGUUAG